Molecule: messenger RNA, 1357 nt
Organism: Lacerta agilis (Sand lizard)
Lineage: Eukaryota; Metazoa; Chordata; Lepidosauria; Squamata; Lacertidae
Gene: ST8SIA6
Product: ST8 alpha-N-acetyl-neuraminide alpha-2,8-sialyltransferase 6
Exons: 9
Coding region: 34-1242 (402 amino acids)
Biological process (GO): N-glycan processing; oligosaccharide metabolic process
Molecular function (GO): alpha-N-acetylneuraminate alpha-2,8-sialyltransferase activity
Source: RefSeq, a predicted model, not a curated record
GGCAGCUAGCUCGCUCUCCUCCCCACGGCGGCGAUGCGGGCGGUCCUUGCCCUGGCGGCUCUGCUGGGCAGCCUGCUCCUGUGCCUGUGCCUCGGGUGGCUCUCCGCCGAUGGCUCCGGCGGCGCGAGGGGCUGGGAGAAGGAGGUCAGGGCGACGACGGGGGGCACCCCCAGGGUGAUGCGAUCUCUCCGGGCGCCGUCGACAUCUGCCCAGCUGGAGCCUCCGUUGGCCACCAACAGAACGGCUCCCAAUCAGACUGGAAUUCAGAAGGCUGAGCAAGCCUCAAAAUGCAAAGAGUUGUGGAACAACAAUUGGUCUUCAUCUAUCAAGAAAAAAAGAUAUUCUGAAGACUAUUAUCUGCAGAUAGUUGGGAAACUACAGAAUUGUACAUGGAAGAAGAAGCCCCAAGAGUAUGCCAGAUUCAGGUCAGAGCUUGCCUCGUGCUGCGAUGCUGCUCACAACUUUAUCGCUUCUCAAAAUAACACCCCGCUGGGAAGCAACAUGAGUUAUGAAGUGGACAACAAGAAAACCAUUCACAUCACGGAGGAUAUAUUCAGGAUGCUGCCUGAGUCACAGCCCCUGGAUUACCCAUUCAAGAACUGUGCCGUGGUUGGAAAUGGGGGGAUCCUCAAGAACUCCAGCUGUGGAGCAGAAAUUGAUAAAUCCGACUUUGUAUUUAGGUGUAACCUCCCCCCGACAAUGGGAAGCAUCAGUCAAGAUGUUGGCAACAAGACAAACCUCGUGACUGUCAACCCGAGCAUCAUAGCACAGAAAUAUAACAAACUGAAUGAAAAGAAGCUCACCUUCCUGGAGAACAUUGCAAGCUAUGGUGAAGCUUUCCUUUUGCUCCCUGCCUUCUCCUUCAGGAGCAACACAGCAGCUUCUUUCAAAGUGCACCAAACUCUGAAAGAGUUCAGCGCAAAGCAGGAGGCCAUAUUUUUCUACCCCAGAUAUCUCAGAAAUCUUGCCCAGUUCUGGAGGACUAAGGGCGUCAAAGCCUAUCGGUUGUCUUCAGGCUUUAUGAUCACCAGUGCGGCUGUGGAACUGUGCGAGAACGUGAAGCUCUAUGGCUUCUGGCCUUUCUCAAAAAGCACCGAGGGCACGCCUAUCAGCCACCACUACUACGACAACCAGCUACCCAAGCCCGGCUUCCAUGCAAUGCCCAAAGAGUACAGCCAGAUUCUCCAGCUCCAUGGAAGGGGUAUCCUCAAGCUGCAGUUUGGCAAAUGUCUAACUGACUAGGCCAAGUUCCAGAGUGAUGAUUGCUAAGAGGAGAAUUUGUAUGCACCGCUGCGGUUUGGAUUUGAUCAAAUGUCAAUUUAUGAGCAUUAAAUUGUGCUACUAUAAUUCAGAAGUA